AUGGCAGCUAGAUAUGGUCGAGGGGGCUCAGAGGUGGCACGGACUGGCCGCCGAAUCUCCUUCAUGUGGCGCGAGAUUGGGAGAUACUUGCCGACUGUGUCGGCAAACACCAGGUUGCUGAUAGGCGAUGGACGGAGCAUCGAUGUGACUGGUGAUCCGUGGGUGGAUACCUUUUCUUUGAGGUGCUGGCCGACCAUGAUGGAUACUGAGGCAGCAGAGGGGCUCCGGGUGUGCGACCUCCUAGCACCAGGGAGGGCAGAGUGGGACGAGGCCAGACUACGACAGUUGUUUGGGGUACACCUUGCUGAGAGAAUCUGGUCCCUUCCAGUACCAGGAUGUGAGGGGCCAGACGUCAGGGUUUGGGGCACCUCAUGCAGGGCCAGUGUCAGACUGGAAGACCUAUCCCGGGUUAUCCAGCAGGAGCAUGAGCGGGGGCCGGACUGCAUCUGGAUCUGGAGGUCCGGGCUCCAUCCGAGGGCUGCACUCUUUUUAUGGAAGGUGACGUGGGACCGCCUACCGACGAGAGCAGUGCUGAGCAGGCGUGGUUUGGAAAUCCCUGCGGAGUGCGAGCUUGCAGUGCAGAGGAGUCAGUGGACUAUGUGCUAUUCCAGUGCACAUGGGCAAGGUCGACAUGGCAGUGGACAGGGAUCUCGGAGGAGGCUUGGCGUGAGAGGCGACUCUUCCUACAGAUGA
Molecule: messenger RNA, 693 nt
Organism: Phoenix dactylifera (date palm)
Lineage: Eukaryota; Viridiplantae; Streptophyta; Magnoliopsida; Arecales; Arecaceae
Source: RefSeq, a predicted model, not a curated record